AUGACUAAUCCAGAAGAAGACCCAGAAUCUUCCAGCGAUGAUGAAUAUGGACCAGUGCCUAUUCCAGAACCGAAAAAGAAGAAAAAGGUCGAAUUUGAUGAUUCCUUUUAUUUAAACCAUUUCCCUUUUGCAAAUUUUUAUAGCAGAAGCUAUACACAUAGAACAUUUGUAAAGCACGUCGUCGCAAGCCAAACAACGCGUUACAUAGCAACAGGGAGCGAUGAUGGAUGUAUUAAGUUCUGGUACUAUGAUACAGAUGGAGUACAGUUUGUAAAACAUUUAACCGCACAUACAAGCUCAAUAAUCCAGAUGAGAUCGUCACUUGAUGGUCUGCAUUUAGGUUGUAUUUCGUACGAUAAAACAUACAAACAUAUCGACUUCCAGUCAUUUGACCUGGUAAACAUUAUAAAACUUGAAUUUGUGCCAAUUUCAUUGGAGUUCAUAACAUCGGAAACCUCACCACACCCAGUUGUAGCAUUAUUAAAUUCAAAACAAGAAGUACACAUUUUUAAACCAACACUUCAGUCGACAGAAGUCCAAAAAUUUGAAAUCGGAACAAAAAGCCCACACAUCAUGCUAUAUAACCCAAAAGCAGGAGUUUGUUUGAUGGCGAACAGUUUAGGAGAUGUAGAUUUGUACGAAGUGGAAACCUUUAAGUUUCCCAAAUAUAAAGAAGAAUUCAAAGUGAGAAUGAAAAGUGAUACAGAUUUGUAUGAAAUAAGAAAGUAUAAUACACAUGUUGUUUCGAUGUGUUUAUCACCAAAUUUCAACUUAGUAGCAAUGUAUUGCCAUGACGGCAUGAUAAGAAUAUUCCGAUUCUCAACAAUGAAGCUUUUCAGAGUUUAUGACGAGACAGUAACAAUGUAUUCGGUGGCGCAAACAGAUCCAAAUCAGUCGAUUUUGCAUUUUGAUCCCUCAGAUUUCCUGAGAAGACAAGCAAACGAGAAUGAAAUUAAAAAAACGGGAAAAGAUGAAGGAGAGUAUAUGAAUUUGUUAUUCGACUCGUCCUCAAAUUAUCUAAUAUACCCAUGUAUGCUAGGAGUAAAGAUAGUAAACAUAGUAACAAAUAAGUUGGUGAGAGUGAUCGGUAAAUCAGAACCAUCAUUAAGGUAUAUGAAAAUAUCGCUAUUACAACAUGUAUUGGAUAAGGUAUGUUCGAAAUCAAAAAGAUACAAGGUGUCAAUUGACUCAAAUGAAGAUGUGUUGCCGCCAGUAUUGAUAACCACAGCAUUUCAAAAGUCAAAGAUAUAUAUAUUUAAGGAUAAAGAUCCAGACGACGAAGAAAUGGAAACAAGAGAUGUAUAUAGUGACCAACCGACUGAAGCAGAAAAAGGUGAAAAAACAGUUGUUGAUAAGGGAGGAAAGCUGGCAAAGGAGGCAAUAAUUCACACAAAUAAAGGGGACAUCCAAGUAAAGCUGUUCCUGGACGAGUGCAAGAAGACGGUGGAGAACUUCACAGUGCACGCACUAAACGGAUAUUAUAACGGGUGCACAUUCCAUAGAGUUAUCAAAAAUUUUAUGAUCCAAGGCGGAGAUCCAACAGGAGAUGGAACAGGAGGAGAGUCGAUUUGGGGGAGUGAGUUUGAAGAUGAAAUACACCCGUCACUAAAGCACGACCGACCAUUUACACUGUCAAUGGCAAACUCAGGACCGAAUACUAACGGAUCCCAGUUUUUCAUAACCACAGUCCCGUGUCCUUGGUUAGAUGGAAAGCAUACAGUAUUCGGAAGAGUGACUAGCGGAAUGGAAAUAGUACAAUCAAUAGAAAAGGUAGGAAUAAAUAAAAUAACAUUUAAUUUUAUACAUAAAGAUCAACCUCACACAAAUAUAGGUUCCUACUAA
Theileria annulata is the source of this 1842-nucleotide messenger RNA. Its product is annotated as cyclophilin peptidyl-prolyl cis-trans isomerase protein, putative. The coding region runs from base 1 to 1842 and encodes 613 amino acids. Lineage: Eukaryota; Apicomplexa; Aconoidasida; Piroplasmida; Theileriidae. The record is from RefSeq and is a predicted model, not a curated record. Gene Ontology annotation, molecular function: peptidyl-prolyl cis-trans isomerase activity; protein binding. The transcript has 12 exons. Gene Ontology annotation, biological process: protein folding; protein peptidyl-prolyl isomerization.